AUGUCCCACAUACCUCCCGAACGGUACCUGGGAGCGCUGCCGCUGCUUCACGACGAGGAACAGGCGCACGAGAUGUGCGUGGGCAACGGGCGCUCGCUGCCGACGGCGCCUUCGCUGGCCCGAGAGGGCUUUGAGCUGUGGGAUUGGCCGACAAGCGCCGACUUGGACGACGAGGAGUCGAUACGCCGCGUCUACUAUGCUGAGAUGGAAUCGCGUGUGAUGGCCGCCACCGGCGCCGAGCAUGUUGUCGGCUUUCACCACCUUCGCCGCGACGCCGCGCGAGACAACCGCGACAGCCGCAAGGGUCCGGGAGGCGCAAAGAGCACCGCCGGCGCGGCGGUGUUUCGAGCGCACAGCGACUACACAAAGGCAAACGCGCUGCUCCUCAUCGGCCAGCUGGAGGCGGCGGGCAGGCUCCCCGCCGGCGUCACCGCCAGCUGUGAGAUGGGAGAGCGCGCGUAUGGCAUCAUCAACUGCUGGCGCGGCCUCGCGCCUGAGCGGGAGCCGCUAGCCGUGCUCGACGCGAGAAGCGUCGAUCCCGCGGAGCAGCUCUUCAGCUACGGGAUGGUGACGCGGGACGGCGGCGUCAAGUACAACUCUUCCGUCGCGCACUGCUCCAAGCACCGCUGGGUCUACUUCCCUCGGCAGACGGCGGACGAGCCGCCGGACCGCGCGCCCGCGCGGUGGGUCUUCCACACCGCGAUCCAGCCCACCGACCCCGCCGAGGCGCCCCUCCCCGCAUCCAUGCCCAACGCAUCCGUGCCUCUCCACCCGCAUGCGCAACAGUGGGCUAAGGCGCGCCGCGGUGGGCUAAGGCGCGCUGUGCUGCUGCCUGGGUCCGCCUCCAGUGGCGUGCUCGCUGCGUGCGCGGCGGGCCCGGCCUUCCUCCCGCUAGGCAGCGGCCGCGCAUCGCUCCACUCUCACGCCGAGCGGAGGCGUGCGUGGCCAGCGCUGCAUGCGGCAGGCACGCACACCCCGAUGGGGGAGGACCUCAUGCUCGAUGGCGGCGGAGUGCGCGGCUACCAGCACUCAUUUGACACGUGUUCGGGCGACCUUCCGGUGUACUACGUCCCGCCCGACCGCCCGGUGGCUUCGGGCGCGGCCCCUCCUGGCAUCGUUGUGCUUCAGGAGAUUUGGGGGGUGGAGGGGCCGGCGGCGGGGCGGCUACGCGCCAUCUGUGACACGUUCGCCGUCGAGGGGUUCGCCGUCGCGCUGGCCAACUGCCGAGAUGCGGAAGACAGCCCACUGCACCUCGACGAAGACGCACAUUCGGCUGCCGACUGCCACCGCGGCGACAGCGCCGCAGGCAAACCGUGUAAGGUCGAGUGGAUACGCUCGGUCUCGACGCCGGUGGCUUCGGUGGUUGAGGACGUGCGCCGCGUGACAGAGUGGCUGCAGCAACGGUGUGGCGGCCGCCGCGUCGGCGCCGUCGGCUUCUGCUGGGGCGCGUGGGCGCUCGCGCAUGCGUCGGCGGCGGGCCGCGCGGGAGCGCACCCGCUCAAGCGGUGUGAGCGGCGUCUCUCGAUGGAGUCACUGAGAGUAGGAGUGGGAGCGCACCCGAGCCUGAAGAACGAGCGCAGCUGCGGCUUCGGCUCGGACGAGGCGCUCGCGGCGCGGGUGCGGACGCCGCUGCUGCUGCUCUCGGCCGGAAACGACCCGCCAAACGUCCAGCCCGGCGGCGCCGUGGCGCGUGCCCUGGCGGCCAGCGGCGGUCACGCGCGCGCUUUCCUGACGAUGGACCACGGGUGGGUCACGCGCGGAGACGUCGACGACGGCGCGGUCGCCGCCGAGGUGGAGAGGGCCCUCGAGGAGACACUCGCCUUCCUGUGGGAGCACGUGUCGGUCGACGGCUCCUUUCGAGGCUUUGUGGCCAUUUAA
Messenger RNA from Emiliania huxleyi CCMP1516, 1878 nucleotides. RefSeq lists its product as hypothetical. The transcript is spliced from 11 exons. NCBI's taxonomy places the organism in Eukaryota, Haptophyta, Isochrysidales, Noelaerhabdaceae. Gene Ontology annotation, molecular function: hydrolase activity; oxidoreductase activity. Bases 1 to 1878 code for a protein of 625 amino acids. The record is from RefSeq and is a predicted model, not a curated record.